Chaetomium globosum CBS 148.51 is the source of this 156-nucleotide messenger RNA. RefSeq lists its product as uncharacterized. The record is from RefSeq and is a predicted model, not a curated record. NCBI's taxonomy places the organism in Eukaryota, Fungi, Ascomycota, Sordariomycetes, Sordariales, Chaetomiaceae. The transcript is spliced from 2 exons. The coding region runs from base 1 to 156 and encodes 51 amino acids.
AUGAAGGAGGUAGUACGGAUGGUGCCAACCAAAAGCCAAGCUCCGGCAUCGAGCCACAAAGUGAACGUGGGGUUAGCCUGUGCCGGAAAAGCGAGUUGGAGUGCGGAAUACAGGAGCAGCCAGCAGGUUCAACGUAAAACAAGGCUGUCAUCAUAA